GCCGCUGAAAGCCCGAGCCCCCUGCGGCGGCCCAGGCCCUCGGCGCGUGCACUGGCCGCUGCGCACGCCGGGCGGGUCGCCGUCAGGCGGCGGUUCGGCGCCGGCCAGGAUGACCGACGUCACCAAGAAGCUUCAGAAGGCGGUGGCGAAGACAAGGACCCGAACUCAGACGGUGGCAAACCUCGGCACCGGCCCCGAGGACGUCCUUGGCGCCGGCAUCAAGGUGUGCGUCCGUGUGCGGCCCUUCAUAAAGGAGGAGAUUGAGGGCGAUCGCAGCGGUGGCAAGUGUGAGUGUUGCAUCGAGAUGCCGACCGUGACCUGCACCGUCAUGAAGAGGCCAGACGAGGAACGCGCGUUCGAGUUCGAUCGCUGCUUCUGGUCACAUUCGAAAAACCACCCUUUGUUCGCAAAUCAGCAGACUAUUCAGGAUGAGCUUGGAGAGACAAUGCUGGACUGGGCCAUCAAGGGCUUCAACAACUGCAUCUUUGCUUAUGGGCAGACGGGCAGCGGCAAGAGCUACAGUGUCUUAGGCGGCCCAGGGGAUGACCGGGGCCUUCUGCCUCGCAUCGUCGAGGGCCUCUUCCAGAAGUUCGAGCAGAUCCCCGAGGACGUGAAGAAGAAAACACUGGUAAGUUUCAUGGAGAUCUAUUUAAUGGAGAUCCGAGACCUGCUCUGCGAGAAAUCGUCGGACCAGAAGGCGGAGAAGAAGCUGGACGUGCGGGUGCACCCCACGCUAGGGUUGACGAUCCCAGGCCUCAAGGAAUGGCCCGUGGACAGCGGCGAGAGCGUCAUGAAGCUCGUCGAGCUGGGUCAAGAGAACCGGCGGGUAUCUGCCACAGCGAUGAACGCGUCAAGCAGUAGAAGCCAUUGCGUCUUUACCUUCAAGACCGGCUUGGUAGAACCUGACGGCACCACGAAGACGUCACAGACGCAUCUUGUGGAUCUGGCAGGUUCGGAGCGGGCCAGCCGCACUAAGGCUGAGGGCGAGCGCUUGAAGGAGGGCGCUGCCAUCAACAAGGCCCUCUCGACUUUGGCGAGGGUCAUAUCAGAACUCGCGAAAGCUGGCAACAAGAAAAGCAAUCCGCCCUUCCGGGACUCGAAGCUCACCCAUGUCCUCAAGGAGGCUCUCUGUGGGAACUCCAAGACGGUGAUGAUGGCAGCCAUAUCCCCCAGCGCGAUUGAUUUUGACGAGACGCUCUCCACCAUGAAAUUCUGCCAGCAGGUGAAACUUGUGCAGACGAAGGCGGUGGCGAACACUGUGAACGAGAACGGCAUCGAGGCGGCACUUCGCCGCGAGGCCGAGGAGCUGCGCAGCAAGCUGGCCAUUGCCGAGGCCAACGCCGCGACCAGCGGCACCCUCGCCACGACGCAGAUAGCUGAGGUGGAGAAGCUCCUCUCCAAGCACGGCGAAGGGAGGGUCAGCCUCAUCGUGCAGAGGCUGCAGCAGACGGAGCAGCUGUCCAAGUUCUACGGCAACAACUACGACACGUGGUUGGCCGAGGAGCAGCGCUCGAUCAAGAGGCGCGAGGCCACGAUCAACGUUAUGCCCGACCAGCUCGAGCAGCUCGAGCAGCUGCGGGUGCAGUUUGAGAGCGGCGCCUCCGGCUCGGACAGCGGCACGGACUUGGACGGAGAUUCGGACAGGGACAGCGAUGCCAAGGCCAACAGGACGGGCGAGUACGUGCUGUGCCACUGCCUCACCAGGGAGGCCGUGGCCUCGGGCAGCCUCGUCUCCAACUUGUCCCAACAUUUGCCCAGUGCGGACGACGACAAGAGCAAGAUUAUUGUCACGGGGCCCAUCGCGCGGGAGUUGCGAAGUGCGCUGGAGCAGUCGAAGACAGAGAGGGAGGGGAACAUCGCGAAGCGGACGAAUGGGGAAUACGAAGAGAGGGAGGACGAGGACUCGCAGGAGCUGAUCGACCGGACUGCAGAGCAUAAGACCAAGUCAUUGGCCAAGUGCUGGAACGAUAGCAUCGAAGCCGAGAGAUUGGUUCGUCAGCUGUCCAAGCCAGGGGCACCCAAGGUCGUGCUCACCCCACACGUUGCUGUGCGACCCGACGAGAUUGAUCUCACGUGCGAAGUGAUUAUAUCCGCAGAGUACAACGACGAAAGUCCAGAUGGUGGCACAACGUGCAUCCGCGAGUGGUUUGCUCCAACGCAGGUGGGACUCCUUUUGAAGUGGCUGCGUGAAUCGCUGGAGGCCGCUGGCUUAAAUGAUGACGAGCAUGGCACCUAUGCUAACGCAUGGGAAGCCGCCGUCUCCACCCUGACAGGUCAUGCCACGCGCGGAAAGGUGAAGGAGAUGGAGACAGCGCUGUCCAUGGCACCGCGGCGAUCAAAGUUGGACGCGCUGAGCGCUGAGAUGCUGGCGGAGCGCACGAAGCUCGCUGAAGCAAAGGACGAAGCUGCUGCCACCGAUGUGCUCAGGCGAGAGUUGGCGCAGCAGCGGGAGAUGAUCACAUGGUUUGAGUCCCAGGCGUCUAAGGCCAGGAGGACCCAGGCGAGCUUGGUGUCCGAGACGGCCGAGGAGCUACAGAGAGAGCGGGACAGGGCGCAGCAGCUGCAGGUCAAGACUGAGAGCCAGAGGGGUGGACUGGAGAUGCAGCGCAGCGAGCUCGACGCCCUCAAGCGCGCGGCCGCCGAGGCCGACGGCCUGCGCGGCAGGGCCGAGACCCUGCGGGCCGAGCUGGCCAGUGCAGAGGACCGGCUGAGCGCCAGCCAGCGCAGCUCCGAGGAGGCGCGGGACCUCCGUGCACGCCUCCUCGAUGCCGAGGGCCGGCUGCUCUUCACGGAGACACGGGUCGGGGAGGCGGACCAGCUGCGCGCCGAGUGCCAGCAGGCCGAGGGGAAGCUGCGCAUCCUGCAGGGCCGCAGCGACGAGGCCCAGCGCCUGCGGGAGGAGCUGGACAGGGCGCACGCCCAGCUGGCGGAGCUGCCGAGCCAGCCGCACGCGGCGCCGGAGGGCGCGGGCGGCGAGCUGGAGCAGCUCCGGGCGGAGCUCGGCGCCGCCGAGGUCCGGGUCGCCGACGCGGAGCGGCUGCGGGCCGCGCUGGCCGCGACCGCGGCGGAGCUGCGCGAGGCGCAGGCGAGGUCCUCGCAGGUCGACCAGGUGUCCAGCGAGCUCAGCGCGAUGCAGCAGAGCGUGCAGGGCCAGAGGAGGCAGGUCGAGGAGGCAAACCGGCUUCGCGGCGAGUUCCAGGUGGCCGAGCAGGAGCUGGGCAGGGGGCGCGCGGCCGAGAAGGAGGUGGACCGGCUGCGAGGGGAGCUGGCCACGCUGCGCCGCCAGCUGGGCGGCCUGCAGCACAGCGUGGGAGAGGCGCGCGGCGCCCAGGCCUCGGAGGCCCAGCGCCGCGCCACCGCGGUGAGCAGCGCAGAGGCCGCCCGGAGGCUGCAGGAUCGGAGUCCGCUGCGGCGGCGCGGGUCGAGAUGGCCAAUUACCUCCAGCAGGAGGCGGCCGCGCUCAGGGAGCAGCGAGCAAUCUGCGACGAGGCCACCGCCGAGACCCACGCACUGCGCUCGGAGCUGGGCGCGCUGCAGGGCGAGGUGUACGCGCAGCGUCGGCGCGACUCCAACUCCUCCCACCUGCGUGCGGCCAACGAGUCGCUCCAGAUGGAGCUCACGGCGCAGCACCUGGGCGGCGGGCAGCUGGAGGCACAGCGGCUGCGUGCCGAGCUCGCGGCGGCGGAGGGGCAGUUGGAAACGACCAGGACGGGGGACGCCUCGAGGUGCAGGAGGCCAUGACGCGGGCGCACCGAGAGGCGUCGUCCAUGCUGCUGGACGCCCGGAGCGCGCGCGGCGGUGCGAAGAUGCAGAGCCUCGCCGGGGAGAUCGCCUCCAGCUUCGAGGCCGCGAUCGAGGCCAUAGACCUCGCCAAGCAGGAGCUGGUGAAGGAGGGCUCCGUCAGACGACGGUGAGUCUCACCGCCGAGUGGCGACGGUGUCAGACGGCUGCGGCUUCCUCACCGAGGAGGUCGCAGCCAGCCGCCAGCGUUCCCGCUCCCGUGUUUUUUUCGCACGCAUUUCGAAUUGCGCUUCUCUUUGGUAUCACCGUCUGGCGCACGCAGGUGGCUCAGUGGCGCGGACCCCACCUGCUUUUCCACGAGUGCCAGAUGCCGCAAAGACUCUUGCGGCUUCGUGUGUCCAGCCAUACGUAGCUAGUUUCUCUGCGCCAGCAGCGCAAAUGACCCUCGAGGCAGCUUCAGUGUAUCCUUUCUCUGCUCAGCGGGGGAGGAGAGUGUUUCCUAUCGCUGCUGGAAGCUACAAAGGCAGCGGAUGAGAAAAAAUC
Molecule: messenger RNA, 4284 nt
Organism: Prorocentrum cordatum
Lineage: Eukaryota; Dinophyceae; Prorocentrales; Prorocentraceae
Source: the annotation of a GenBank genome assembly